Molecule: messenger RNA, 1923 nt
Organism: Diaporthe batatas
Lineage: Eukaryota; Fungi; Ascomycota; Sordariomycetes; Diaporthales; Diaporthaceae
Exons: 5
Coding region: 162-1769 (535 amino acids)
Biological process (GO): transmembrane transport
Cellular component (GO): membrane
Molecular function (GO): transmembrane transporter activity
Source: RefSeq, a predicted model, not a curated record
GCGGCGGCUGACUCGGAUCCGCGAAGACCGGCCUGAGCGAUUGAUUGCCUGACCCUUUUCUCAGGGCCCUCCCUCACUGCCCCCGCCCACGCCCGUGCCCCCUGCCACCUUCUCUCGACUCUAAUCCCCGGUGCGAUCUUGGCGGGCCCCAAUGUGUUAGCAUGAGCGGGACAGCAAUCACCGACGCGGAGAGCGCGGCCGUGGGACGAGACAGCACUGGCAGCGACAUUCGGGGUGCCGGCGACCAGGGCGAGGCCGGGCCCGUCACCGGCGAUGGAGGGGACGAUGGAGAUGGAGAUGGAGAUGACGAUGCCGGCGGCGCCGGCGCUGGGUACCAGCCACUCUGGGUCCGGCUGGCCUGUAUUGGGCUCGACUUCCUGACGCAGACGUACGAUCAGAUACGAAUCGUGCCCGAGAUCGUUCUCUUUGAACAGUUUGUCUGCCGAUCGCACCACGCCGGCGACGGUAACGGUGGGCACUCCCUCCCGGGUGGGAGGAUCCCGCACGAGCUGUGCAGGAGUCCGGAUGUCCAGUACCAGCUGGCGCGGCUCAGGAGCUGGAAGGCCCUCUUUGACGGCAUCGCAAUCCUUAUUACAGCCAUACCGAUGGGUAUCCUGGCUGACAGGGUCGGGCGAAAGAAGGUUAUCGCUUCCAGCGUCCUGGGUCCCAUCUUGCAACUUUGUUGGAUACUCCUUGUCUGCAUGGGAGGACUGCAGGAACGAGGCAUGAGCAUGAUCUGGGCUGGCUCAGCCUUUCUCCUCAUGGGCAACCUGUCGUCGGCGAAUGCCACGAUAUAUGCAAUGGCAGCCGACUCAUGCCCUCCCGCACACAGGAGCCGCUAUUUCUACUACCUGUAUUCCACUUUCCUCGUCUGCGAGCUGUUUGCCCCGGCCCUGGCCUCCGUGACGCUCGAGAGGAAUAUACUUAUUCCUUUCGGCGUCGGGCUUGCAUCUCUGCUCACCUGCCUUCCGAUCCUGCAUGUGAUGCCAGAGACGCAUCGGGUGGGUGAGUCCCCGCUGGCCACUACGCACAGCCGACGCUCGUCGAGCUCGUCAGACAAGGAUCAGAGCGAGGCUCGCGAGACAGACCAGCUUCUGUCUGCCCCAAUAGACCCUGCAGGCGAGCCAGAUGCACGGCCCCGGAGGAGCCUUUUGUCGGUGGUGAGGAAUAGGAAUAUUCUGCUCGCCCUCUUCGUGCUUUUCAUCGGCGCACUGAGGCAGGGGACCGUGUCCGUGUUGCUCCAGUACGCCGCGGUCCGGUUUGGCUGGCCGACAUCACGGACUGCGAUGUUGGUCUCGGUCAUCGCUGCUAGCAAUAUCGUCCUGUUCCUCGUAGUCCUCCCGCAGACUGUCGCUUUUCUCACAUCUAGGUGGCGCAUCAUGCCGCAGCUCAUUGACUACAACGUUGUGUCCGCCAGUCUCGUCAUUCUGACGGUCGGUGCAACGUUUAUGGGCCUGGCCUCUUCGAUGCAUUGGCUCAUCUGCGCUACCCUUCUCUUUGCAACCGGGUACGGGACCAGAGUUGCAGUAUUGUCCCUCAUCACGUCUUGGACCGACGAGGACACGCGCGCGAGCACUUUUGGAAUUGCUCAGAUUGUCGAAGGGGUCGGGCGAAUGGCUGGCGACCCCAUCUUGCUCAGAAUAUUUGCAAGGUCAAUGCGCAUGGAUGGAAUGCUUCAAGGCUUGCCUUUCUAUGUUGCCGCUGUCGGCUUCGGCUUAGCCGCUGUGGCAUGGCGGUUUGUGAGAGUACGAGGCAGCCUAAUGGACUGAAUGAUGAGGAGGGAUUGCAGGAUAAUUCACCAAUAAAUGCCAAAAGAAUAUAAGAUAAACCUAGAUAACUCCUAUGAUUUCGCUUCAAGUGCAGGUAUUCAACGAACGGAAAUGCAGCUAGUCUUCCGGUAGCCAGGAAGGCCCAUAAACCAGG